CUUCCACACACCGCACCAUGGAUAUGGGACAAGGUUCCUCUGGGGGCAUCUCAAUGAUGUCCAUGAUGACUCCUUGGUUACAUUUCAACAGCUCGAGUGACACCCUGCUUUUACAGUCGUGGCAACCUAAAUCGUCGGGGGCGAUUGCGGGUGCCUGCAUUGGAUUGGUAGUUGUAUGCCUCCUAGAGCGUUGGCUUUCCGGUAUACGGGCUGUGAUGGAAGCGUAUUGGCGAAACCGCAUUCUGGUCAUCACAGGGACCGAGAAAAAGAACGAAUCCUCCGAAGCCUCGUCGGAGAAAUGCUGCGCGUCUGGUCCUGUUAUCGAUUCAGUUGAGGAGCAAUCUUCCAAGCCGCUCAGAACAACAACGUUUUCUCGGACUCUCCCGCCGUUCAUCCUUACUCACGACAUUCCUCGUGGGUUACUUUACGCUGUUCAGGCCCUCUUGGGCUAUAUUCUCAUGUUAUCCGUGAUGACGUUCCAAGCCGCCUACAUCAUAUCGAUUAUUCUGGGCAUGGGUGCUGGAGAAAUGCUUUUUGGCCGUAUGGGAAAUAUUGGCGGACAUGGCAUAUUGCACUGAAUCCCAUGCAUGUGAACUUGCGAGUCAACGAAGUGUACAUAUGUGUAUUGUAAGUAUAAAACAGUGUUUCACAGUCUCGAGAUGAUAGUACUGC
This is a messenger RNA of Marasmius oreades (fairy-ring Marasmius), 672 nucleotides long. RefSeq lists its product as uncharacterized. Gene Ontology annotation, molecular function: copper ion transmembrane transporter activity. NCBI's taxonomy places the organism in Eukaryota, Fungi, Basidiomycota, Agaricomycetes, Agaricales, Marasmiaceae. The record is from RefSeq and is a predicted model, not a curated record. The coding region runs from base 18 to 578 and encodes 186 amino acids. The transcript is spliced from 3 exons. Gene Ontology annotation, biological process: intracellular copper ion homeostasis; copper ion transmembrane transport. Gene Ontology annotation, cellular component: plasma membrane.